Molecule: messenger RNA, 1159 nt
Organism: Asterias rubens (European starfish)
Lineage: Eukaryota; Metazoa; Echinodermata; Asteroidea; Forcipulatida; Asteriidae
Product: coiled-coil domain-containing protein 189-like
Exons: 8
Coding region: 1-816 (271 amino acids)
Source: RefSeq, a predicted model, not a curated record
AUGAUAGGUUUGAUUCUCUGUUCGAAGUGUCCAAAAUACCUCAAGGCAGACAUAGAUGUCACUCAAGCUGAGACUCUCAUGAACGCCACCUCCAUGGCAGAUGUCCGCAGCAUUCUAGCAGACCAGUUUAAGCUGGAAGAUCAUGAUGAGACGUCUUCUUCAUCCGUUCUGUUGGAUCUCUACUACUACACAGUACAGUUUGCUCUGGAUAAUGGCUUCAAUAAGGAGCAGCUUAGUGCCUUCUUCUCUAUCCUCAAGAAGACGCAUGAAGUAUGCAAUGAGACCCCAUUUGGUAACUUGGAGCAGACGUACAGCUACUUUAAAGAGAUGGUGCUGUGCCAUGCAGUUAAGCGUCCACCAUGGAGCAUCAACCUAUUCAGCCCAGACCAGGUUAAGAUCAUCACAGAGUACAUUCUCAAUACUUACUUCCGUCACUAUAAACUCUACAAGUACGUCUUCACACCCAUGGUCAGAUUGGACCUGUCCAUUUCCUACGCGGGGAUGCCAGAGACUCCUGUUCCCUCUGAGGCUGGUGAUGUGAAUGGCGAACAAUCAGUGGAGGGAGAGCAGUCAGAGGAACAGCUGAACAAGGAGGAAGAACAACAAAUAGAAGAGCCACCUCGAGAAGAAACUCCGGCUCAAAAGGAAUUGCGAAAGCUGAUCACAUCCCAGUUGAAUGAUGAAAUUUCCAGACUGAGGACAUCACUGGGCGAGCAGAUCCAACUAAACGACGAGGUGCUUCAGAAGAAGUUGGCGAGUGUUGACGGUGGAGGUGCAAAGAGCGGCAAAAACUCAGGCAAGGCAAAGAAAAAAUGAGUUUUCACGAUGUUACAUUUUUUUGGGUUGGUCUUUCGGGGAGUAUAAUUUGAUUCCAUCAAACCACAACCAAGACGAGCAUCAGUCUGAAGCCAUCAAAUAAACUGUGCAAGUCUUGCAUGUGUGGACCUGGUAAAAUGCACAAUUUGGUUUCCUUCUCCUAACCCAUUCAUGUUAAAUGCACUGGACACCUUUGGUAAUUGUCAAAGAUCAGGGCCCAAUUUCAUAGCGCUGCUUACCGGCUGAUUUUGUGCCUACUGUGCAAUUUCUGUUUCAUAGCGCUGCUAGCCGUAAGCGCACGAAAAUGCAUGCUAACCUUCCGGUGCUUACCGCACGAAAACAA